Molecule: messenger RNA, 825 nt
Organism: Pelecanus crispus (Dalmatian pelican)
Lineage: Eukaryota; Metazoa; Chordata; Aves; Pelecaniformes; Pelecanidae
Source: RefSeq, a predicted model, not a curated record
GAUGCGGUGAAGCAGCUGGAGGACCGGCUGCAGGAGACGGGAGGAGAGCUGCGGCAGCUCAAGAGGAGCCUCAGCGAGACCGAAGACCCCUUCACGCAGGUGAGCCGUGGGGCUGGGGCUGUGUUGGGUGCCCUGGGCAGGGGUGUGGGGCCACGGUGCUUGGGUGUAAGAAGCGGUGAAGGAGCUGGUGUCCUGCCAUGGUACAAGGCGCAGCAGGAGAAGAAGCGGCUGCAGGAGGAGCUGAGCAUGCAGCAGUGCCAGUGCGAGGAGCCCAAGCUCCGGCAGCCCCAGGGCGAGCGCAUCAGCCCCAAGCUGGAGGAGACCAAGUGGGAGGUGUGCCAGAAAGCAGCGGAGAUCUCCCUGCUGAAGCAGCAGCUCCGGGACACCCAGGAGGAGAUGGCUCAGAAGCUGGGUGAGAUCUUCAGCCUGAAGACGCAGCUGCGGGAGGCCAAGGCGGAGGUCCAGGCCAGGGACUCCCAGCUGGCACAACUGGCAGACUCCUUCCAGAGCCCCCCGGAGGCCCGGGGCCUUCACGGCGCCCGGGCGGAGCCCCUGGAGCGGCAAGUGGAGUGGCUGUGGGCAGAGUUGCUGCGGGAGCGGCGCCAAGGUCAGCUGCAGGCUGUGAACUUUGAGUUGGAGAGGAAAACCUGGCAGGAGGAGAAGGAGAAGGUGCUGCGGUACCAGCGGGAGCUCCAGGCCAGCUACAUGGAGAUGUACCACCGGAGCCAGGCGCUGGAGCGGGAACUGCGGCAGCUGCGGUCAGAGCCCAGGGACGUCGGGGCCGACUCGCCGUGGAUUGAGCGGGUGGAGUCCUCGAAGAUCUGA